This is a messenger RNA of Colletotrichum truncatum, 735 nucleotides long. RefSeq lists its product as uncharacterized. Lineage: Eukaryota; Fungi; Ascomycota; Sordariomycetes; Glomerellales; Glomerellaceae. The record is from RefSeq and is a predicted model, not a curated record.
AUGCUGGCUCUCUUUCUCUUAGGACUUGCCAUCCUGGUGGUCGCUCCCAUUACCGCCGCAGACCCGAAUUUCGAAAAACCACCUCCUCCGGUACAUUAUACUUCAUCAGAGCAUCCUUCCAACGACUUGGACUUCUCGUAUGAAAAAUGGGUGGAAGCUAUUAGCAGACAACCAAACGGGACUCACCUGUCCCCUGAACAGGCAAUUGCGGCAUCCCUUACUCGCAGUCAGGGAUGGAAUAUUCGCAAAGGAAGCUUGCAAAUCAGAGCACUCUCUAGCCUCGAAAACGUUAGAAGGAACCUGCUCCGGACGCGUGUAAAACACAAAACAAGCAAGCCUCCUACGAAGAGUGGAGAAACACCAAGAGAGGGAAUCGACCUCAACAGCGUUCGAUGCAACACAUUUCCAAGGGCCAGGUCUUCUAUCUCAGAUGUAGUCAGCUGCAUCGGCCAGUUGGCUGCUUCCGACAAGAAAAAAUGCAAUGCCACAAGCCCAAAAGCUUUCUGCAAGUCGGGUACUAGUUUUAUCAUCGGAUGGAGAAAGAUUGACGAGAUCUCCAUAGAACCUCCAUCUUGCCAGGCGGUUGCACGGAGUGCUGGAAGAAUCAUGGACUUCUGUACGUUCAAUGGGCUAGUGAUGGGAGAGACAGUAGCUUGGGACGACCCUGCUACAGGUGUGAUGAUCCGGGACUUUGCUGAAGGUUACAAUCCUUCCAACUUGACACUUCAUUAUUAA